Molecule: messenger RNA, 461 nt
Organism: Cucurbita moschata (crookneck pumpkin)
Lineage: Eukaryota; Viridiplantae; Streptophyta; Magnoliopsida; Cucurbitales; Cucurbitaceae
Exons: 3
Coding region: 2-238 (78 amino acids)
Source: RefSeq, a predicted model, not a curated record
AAUGGCUUCAAAACUCAUCAAAUCCUUUCUUCUUCUCCUCCUUUUGAUCUUUGUUGUUGAGUUGUUCUCUUCGGGAAUGGUUGAUCCACUCGUGGACGUCGAGAUUGCUGACAACUCUAUCUUCAAGGUUUAUGGCUUCCAAUUGAAGGCUAGAAAACUGGCACUUGACAUUGAUUAUGAUGACCCCAGAGCCAAUAACCGGCACGACCCCAAGAGGCCUGGCAAUGGAAAGCCUUGACAUAGCCUCACCCAGGCUUAUGAACUCAAUAAUAACACUAUCUUUUAGUUUUACUUUAGUUCAACACGUCUAAUGAAAAUACUUUAAGUAAUUAAGUUAUGUUUAGAAUAACAAGUUUCCGUCUUUACUAAUAUAUUUGUUAUGGAUGGAGAAUGUAUAUUAGCUUUAUCAAAUGGGAUAUCUUCCUUUUGUAAUAAAGCCUAAAUCAAUGGAUACAGUCAUC